Molecule: messenger RNA, 1710 nt
Organism: Perca flavescens (yellow perch)
Lineage: Eukaryota; Metazoa; Chordata; Actinopteri; Perciformes; Percidae
Gene: cyp26b1
Product: cytochrome P450, family 26, subfamily b, polypeptide 1
Exons: 7
Coding region: 160-1692 (510 amino acids)
Biological process (GO): sterol metabolic process
Molecular function (GO): monooxygenase activity; heme binding; oxidoreductase activity, acting on paired donors, with incorporation or reduction of molecular oxygen
Source: RefSeq, a predicted model, not a curated record
UUUUUUUUUUUUACGCAGAACGAACUUGAAAAAUCUAACUUUUGAAAUUACCCGGGGGAUCCAGAUUGACACUUUUUUUUUUUUGUCACGAAUACAACUUUUAAAGACACUACCGCUGUCCAGAGCCCCAAGAGUGAGACCGCCGGGCUCUCCAUCACCAUGCUGUUCGACACUUUCGACCUCAUCUCGGCUCUGGCCACUCUGGCCGCCUGCCUGGUGUCCAUGGUCCUGCUCCUCGCCGUCUCCCAGCAGCUGUGGCAGCUCAGAUGGACGGCCACGCGGGAUAAAAACUGCAAGCUGCCCAUGCCCAAAGGAUCCAUGGGCUUCCCCUUCAUCGGCGAGACCUGCCACUGGCUCCUGCAGGGUUCGGGCUUCCAUGCAUCGCGGAGGCAGAAGUACGGCAACGUGUUCAAGACCCACCUGCUGGGCCGCCCUCUGAUCCGGGUGACAGGCGCGGAGAACGUGCGCAAAGUGCUGAUGGGCGAGCACACGCUGGUGACGGUAGACUGGCCUCAGAGCACCGCCACGCUGCUGGGACCCAACUCACUGGCCAACAGCAUCGGAGACAUCCACCGGAAGAGGAGAAAGGUGUUUGCCAAAGUGUUCAGCCACGAGGCCUUGGAGUCCUACCUCCCGAAAAUCCAGCAGGUCAUCCAGGAGAGCCUCCGAGUAUGGAGCUCCAACCCUGAGCCCAUCAACGUCUACAGGGAGAGCCAGAGGUUGUCGUUCACCAUGGCCGUGAGGGUGCUGCUGGGAUUCAGGGUGUCAGAGGAGGAGAUGAGGCAUCUGUUCUCCACCUUCCAGGACUUUGUGGACAACCUGUUCAGUCUGCCUAUAGACCUGCCGUUUAGUGGCUACAGGAAGGGUAUCCGUGCACGAGACACCUUGCAGAAAAGCAUAGAGAAAGCCAUCAGGGAGAAGCCGUGUUCCCAGGGGAAGGAUUACAGCGACGCGCUGGACGUCCUGAUGGAGAGUGCCAAAGAGAACGGCACCGAGCUCACCAUGCAGGAACUGAAGGAGUCAACUAUCGAGCUGAUCUUUGCCGCCUUCGCCACCACGGCCAGUGCAAGCACCUCACUCAUCAUGCAGCUCCUUCGCCACCCUGCCGUGCUGGAGCGCCUGAGGGAGGAACUGAGAGCCAGGGGUCUCCUCCACAAUGGCUGCCUUAUGCCAGGAGAGCUGAGGCUGGACACCAUCGUGAGCCUUAAGUACCUGGACUGUGUCAUCAAGGAGGUGCUGAGACUCUUUACACCCGUCUCAGGGGCCUACCGAACCGCCAUGCAGACUUUCGAACUUGACGGAGUUCAAAUUCCAAAGGGCUGGAGUGUGAUGUACAGCAUUCGGGACACCCACGACACCUCCGCUGUCUUUAAGGAUGUGGAUGCCUUUGACCCUGACCGCUUCAGUCAGGAGCGGGGAGAAGACAAAGAGGGACGCUUCCACUAUCUGCCUUUCGGCGGUGGUGUCCGGUCCUGCCUGGGCAAGCAGCUCGCCACCCUCUUCCUUCGCAUCCUGGCCAUUGAGCUGGCCAGCACCAGUCGCUUUGAGCUGGCAACCCGGCAGUUCCCCCGUGUGGUCACGGUACCCGUGGUCCACCCUGUCGACGGGCUGAAAGUCAAGUUCUACGGCUUGGACUCCAACCAGAACGAGAUCAUGGCCAAGUCGGAAGAGCUGCUGGGAGCGACUGUUUGAAGGGCAGAGAGUUGAUGA